AUGAAAAAUGCCAUUCCCCCAGUACCGGGAUAUGAUGGUGAAGCAACUGGCAAUAAUACGAUUGACGUUCCGGGAUCUGAUACGGGCGAACCAUCUAUAACUACAACCGCCACCACAUCUUCUAACAGUGCAACCUCUACUUCAUCUAUAGGCAGCACCACUUCGUCUACGGGAAGUGCAACUACAACAGUUUCCACGAGCAGCACUACCUCUUCUUCUCCUACCACUAGCAGCACAGCUCCUCCCGGUGCCGGUCCCGGGACAGGUACUUACAUUGGAUCGAAGAUAUUCACGAACACUUAUUUCGACCCAGCCCUCUGUGCCGCGUCCUGUGAUUCCCAAAAUCAGAAUAACCUAUCCCAUCCUCCUAGUCGAGGUCAACCUCAGAUUUGUCGUUUCUUCACGACGUACUUGCUAUACAAGAAUGGUCAACCCAUUGGCCAAUACUGCGCUCUUUAUACGCAAUAUUACUCGACCUCGUACGCUACCAACAGUGGUACACAGAGUGGAGGAGACACUUUAGAUGUUCGUCACGCCUAUUCAUACAGAAACACGAAGGUGUAG
Messenger RNA from Annulohypoxylon truncatum, 564 nucleotides. RefSeq lists its product as uncharacterized. Bases 1 to 564 code for a protein of 187 amino acids. Lineage: Eukaryota; Fungi; Ascomycota; Sordariomycetes; Xylariales; Hypoxylaceae. The transcript is spliced from 2 exons. The record is from RefSeq and is a predicted model, not a curated record.